AUGAAACGCCACAGGCAUCUAAGCACCAGUGACAGUUCAGACAAUGAGAGUCCUUCCACUUCCUUUUCCUCUUGUUCCAAAUACAGGAGUAAAUCAAAAACUCCAGCAAAUGAACAAAAGAAACCUGCUGAGGUGUUCCGGAAGGACCUCAUUAGUGCCAUGAAACUCCCAGACUCUCACCAUGUUAACCCUGAUGAAUAUUACCUCUUUGCCGACACAUGGAAACAAGAAUGGGAAAAGGGUGUUCAGGUCCCAGCCAGUCCCGACACGAUUCCACAGCCUUCUCUUAGGGUUGUAGCAGAAAAGGUGAAGGAAGUACUGUAUACACGACCUAGGAAGUACAUCCAUUGUUCCAGCCAAGAGCCCACAGAACCUGGUUACAUCAAUAUUCUAGAACUGGCAGAAUCUGUGUGUCGCUAUGAUUUGGAUGACAUGGAUAUCUUUUGGCUUCAAGAAUUAAAUGAGGAGCUUACAGAAAUGGGAUGUGGGCCCCUUGAUGAGAACACAAUGGAGAAGACAGUAGAAGUCCUGGAACGGCAAUGUCAUGAGAAUAUGAACCAUGCUAUUGAGACUGAGGAAGGGCUGGGCAUAGAAUACGAUGAAAAUGUGAUCUGUGACGUGUGCCGGUCCCCUGACAGUGAAGAUGGGAAUGAUAUGGUGUUUUGUGACAAGUGUAAUGUUUGUGUCCAUCAGGCAUGUUAUGGAAUCUUAAAGGUUCCCGAAGGCAGUUGGUUGUGUCGCACUUGUGUUCUGGGAAUACAUCCUCAGUGUCUCCUGUGUCCAAAGAGAGGAGGUGCCAUGAAAGCUACUAGGACAGGGACCAAGUGGGCACAUGUGAGCUGUGCCCUCUGGAUUCCAGAGGUUAGCAUUGCUUGCCCAGAAAGGAUGGAACCAAUCACAAAAGUGUCUCACAUUCCGCCAAGUCGAUGGGCUUUAGUCUGUAGCUUAUGCAAACUUAAAACUGGUGCUUGCAUUCAGUGCUCUGUGAAAAGCUGCAUCACUGCCUUUCAUGUCACCUGUGCCUUUGAGCAUAGCCUAGAGAUGAAGGCCAUUUUGGACGAUGGGGAUGAGGUCAAGUUCAAGUCGUACUGCCUAAAGCAUAGCAAAAACAAGCAGAAUUCGGUGCCUGACGUUGAUGAGAACCCCAAGAGCAUGGCAGACCAGAAGCAAACAGAGAGUGAGAAAACUAGUUUGCGUGCUCAGAAACUGAGAGAGCUGGAGGAGGAGUUCUACUCAUUAGUUAAAGUGGAAGACGUUGCAGCAGAACUGGGCCUUCCUAAAAUUGCUGUGGACUUCAUUUAUAAUUACUGGAAAUUAAAGCGGAAAAGUAACCUUAACAAACCAUUGUUUCCUCCCAAGGAGGAUGAAGAAAAUGGCUUGGUGCAGCCAAAGGAAGACAGCAUUCAUACCCGCAUGAGGAUGUUCAUGCACUUGAGGCAGGAUCUAGAAAGGGUAAGGAAUCUCUGCUACAUGGUGAGCAGAAGAGAGAAACUGAAACUGUCGCACAGUAAAGUACACGAACAAGUCUUCAAUUUGCAAGUCCAGCUCAUUAAUCAGGAAAUUGCUGCAGGCCAUUCUCUGACAAGUGCACUAGAGAACACGCUGUUCUACCCACCUCCCAGAAUCACCUUGAAAUUAAAAAUGCCCAAGUCAGCGCUGGGUGACUGCAAAAAUAACUCGCUGAAAACUGGCAACAGACCCCUUUCUCCAGACAAUACCGCAGUUUACAACAAAAGGAAUGUGCAGAUGUCAAAGGAGUCAUUUGAAAUUAAAGCAAAAUCAUACUCUAGGUAUCAGCAUGACAAGCGAAGUAAUGGGUUAUUGGUAGGGAUUGGCAAGAGUAGGAAUGAAAGAAAAGAUUCUGGACCUGCACAGUCACCAGAGUUUCAUCGUGGGCAGUCAUCUGGUAAACCAUUAGCACUUCAAGCUGCAUUGCAUGGACAGUCUUCCAUUGGGAAUGGAAAAAUGCAGCAAGAGAACUCAAGACUUACAAAAUCCAAUGGUUUAAUGGGCAGGGCUGGAGAUGUAACUCAGAGAGACAGGUCCAGCCAGACACUAUAUGAACAAGAAUCUGUGCUCACUGCUCAUUUGGCUAGUCAAAGCAAUUUUAGAAAAUCUACAAUAGAACAUUUUAGCAGGUCCUUUAAAGAGGCUACCAACAGUUUGGUGAGGACUACAGAAGAUCUGAGGUGCUGUGAAAAGCCAACAAAGAGGCUUUCUACAAAAGAACGUUUGUGGAGCAAACAGACUCUUGAAUUCCAGACAGGAGGAGCUCCAUACCAGGAUAAUGAUGGGUAUUGCCCUGAUUUGGAGCUAAGUGACUCUGAAGCUGAAAGUGAUGAGAAUAAAGAACAAGUCAGAUUAAGGAGAAGCAGCUCAGAGAGAGAGAGCCAAAGUAAGGACUUUGGUAGAGAUUGUCACAAUAGAAACAAAAAAAAUAUUAUUUCUCACAGUUCAGUACAAAGGUGA
Messenger RNA from Emys orbicularis (European pond turtle), 2469 nucleotides. It is a transcript of the gene JADE3, whose product is annotated as jade family PHD finger 3. NCBI's taxonomy places the organism in Eukaryota, Metazoa, Chordata, Testudines, Emydidae. Gene Ontology annotation, cellular component: histone acetyltransferase complex. The record is from RefSeq and is a predicted model, not a curated record. The transcript is spliced from 10 exons. The coding region runs from base 1 to 2469 and encodes 822 amino acids. Gene Ontology annotation, biological process: regulation of transcription by RNA polymerase II.